AUGAGUGACGGGAAGCUCUUUACGAAAUCCAAAUCUGUUGAGCUCAAAGCAGAACUCGAUCAAGCGUUCAAGAAGCUGAAAUCCCAAAAUCGGAUAAAGAUCAUCCUCAAAAAGGUUAUAGCCAAUAUCGUUCUUCACAACAAUGAAUUAGUCAAUUUGAUGCCGGACAUCAUCAGUUUGAUGAAGAUUGAUGAUUUGGCAAUCAGAAAAAUGUGUUUCCAGUACCUUAUUGCCUACUGUCCGUUGGCACCAAAACUGGCAUUGGACGCGAUUCCAUUCUUGAACAGAUUCAAGGACGACAUCUCGCCCAUAAUGCGAUCAUUGGCCUUGAAGACAAUGACCUCGAUUCCCAUCAAGGAGUUCAUGGAACUAUCGUUCAGCACUGUUAAAUUUAAGCUUGAGGAUGCGGAUCCGUACGUUCGUAAGAUUGCAGCAUUUUCAGUAUCCAAACUCUACCAAUACGAUGCAGAACGAACUGAGAAAGAAGGUUUUAUUGACAGCUUAAACGAAUUAUUGUAUGACAAAAACCAAAUUGUGGUAUCCAAUGCAUUGGCAGCAUUGAGCUAUAUUACAGAACAAUCAAAAACGUUGAGUUUGACUAUCGAUAAGGCUCACUCGUUGACACUCAUUUCAUACCUCAGCAAUACUAAUGAGUGGUGCCAAGUCUAUUUGCUCAACUCGCUAAUGUCGUAUGUUCCAAGUACUACCAACGAGGCCUUGGAUUUGAUCGAAGCAACCAUCCCAUCUUUGCAACACGAGAACUCUUCAGUGGUAUUAAAUGCGAUUAAAGUAAUAAUUUACUACAGCAACUAUGUGAAGAAUCCAGAACUUAUUUUACCUUCUCUACCAAAACGUUUGGGGGCUUCCUUGGUGUCUUUACUCUCUAAACCUGCUGAAAUUCAAUUCUUGGUGCUCCGUAAUGUUAUCUUACUAUUAUUGGGAAGAAAGGAGCUCUUGAAUGUCGAUGUUGAAAUGUUUUUCUGUCGUUAUGAUGACCCAAUCUAUGUGAAAGAUACCAAACUAGAAAUAAUAUAUUUACUAGCCAAUGAAUCCAAUAGUCAUAUCGUGUUGCGGGAAUUGGAGGAAUAUGCUAUUGAAAUUGACGUCUCAAUGUCUCGAAAGGCUAUUAGAGCAUUUGGAAACUUAGCAGUCAAAUUACCAAAAUCAUCAAACGAAUGCGUGGAUUGCAUUUGUGACUUGAUAUCAAAUGGAAUACCUUAUAUCAUACAAGAAUCGGUAAUCGUCAUCAAGAAUAUCUUGAGAAGGUAUCCAAGAAAGUUCAAUUUUGCAAUCGACGUUUUGGUAAAACACUAUAAAUAUAUUGAUGAACCUGACUCUAAAACUGCUAUGAUUUGGAUUCUUGGACAAUAUUGUGAAGGGAUUCCAGACGUUUAUUCAAUAUUCGAGGAGUUUAUUUCCACUUUUAAAGAAGACCCAAUAGAGGUUCAAUCUGCUACUUUGACGGCUGUGACCAAAUACUACUUGAAAAUGCCUCAGCAAGGUGAAGCAUUAGUUUUGAAGGUAUUGAAAUGGGCUACGGAAGAAAUUGAUAAUCCAGAUAUUAGAGACAGGGGAUUCUUUUACUGGAGAUUGUUAUCCUCCGAAGAAGCCAAUGGGCAAAAUGGCGAGUUCCAAGAAAACACGAAACGCAUAAUUUUGAGUAAUAACCCAUCAAUAUCAUCGGAAAAUGAUAACAUCGAUCCGAACAUUUUGGAGGAACUUGAACUUAAUAUUGGUACUCUUGCAUCUAUUUAUUUGAAACCAGUUCAACAUGUUUUCAGAUUGGCAAACAGAAAGUUCUUGCCACAGAGCCCUGCAUUGCAACCAAGACCUAAACAAUCCCCAAUAUCAUCAGAAUCGAGUCCUGCUCCUGACGAAGAAGAUGAUCCUGCUCCUCCUCCCCUGCGUCCAUAUCUUAAUGGAAAUCAAAGUGAUAAUUUUUUGCAUGUUCGGAGAAACAAUUCACAAAGAUCAAGCAAGCUCAGUCUUCCCAGACAAGCGUCAUUUGACUCAGGGUUCUCCAACGAGGAAUUUCCGGCCAAAAAGGGAAGUUUUGCCCAAAGACUUUCACGGAAGGCUUCAAUGAUUACUAGUAGAAAAAAUUCCACUAAGUAUUAA
Suhomyces tanzawaensis NRRL Y-17324 is the source of this 2118-nucleotide messenger RNA. RefSeq lists its product as uncharacterized. Gene Ontology annotation, cellular component: membrane coat. The transcript has a single exon. Gene Ontology annotation, biological process: intracellular protein transport; vesicle-mediated transport. Bases 1 to 2118 code for a protein of 705 amino acids. Gene Ontology annotation, molecular function: clathrin binding. NCBI's taxonomy places the organism in Eukaryota, Fungi, Ascomycota, Pichiomycetes, Serinales, Debaryomycetaceae. The record is from RefSeq and is a predicted model, not a curated record.